This is a messenger RNA of Durusdinium trenchii, 1926 nucleotides long. NCBI's taxonomy places the organism in Eukaryota, Dinophyceae, Suessiales, Symbiodiniaceae. The record is from the annotation of a GenBank genome assembly.
GCCAAAACCAAUAGUACCAACCGAGCUGGGAGACUGGACAAUGGAAUCCAUGGAGCCCGGAGGUCACCAAAGUGGGGACCCUUCAGGAGCCGAAGAGACAAGGCCUCCCUUGAUAAAUCCGCCGCCUCCACCUCAAGCACCAUUUGCGGACGCAAACGCAGAAGGCUCGACGAUUCAGCCCAACGUAGAGCUUCAGGGCAAGGUCAAAGCAUGGAAAGAGGAAAAGGGGUUUGGAUUCCUCAUCGCUGACGAUGGGACUGAAGUGUUCGUCCACCGAAACCAGCUGGUGGAUGGCAGGGACCUGGAACUGGGUGCCGCGGUGGUUUUUGAGGCCCGGUUCAAUGCUCAACGAGUGAAAUGGGAAUGCACAAAGUGUUCUGGCGCAAUAGGACCCUUGCCAGAUGGUCAAGCCCGGCAAGGCGGAGGCAUGGACAUGGCCAACAACUUGUUUGUAGGCGGACUCCCUCUGGACAUCACGGAGGAAUUGCUCUACACCGUGUUUGGCCAGUAUGGAAUUGUCAAGCAGUUGAAGGUGCUGCCUGACAAUGGAAAAGGCGACAGGGCAGCGCUAGUGAGGAUGGCAGAUCCAAGCGUCGCCCAAUGGCUAGUCAGCAACAUGAAUGGCAACAUCCCCCAAGGCAUGAGCCAAUCUGUGGUGGUAAUGUUCUCCAAGAGCCAGCCCGGCAGAGGCGGCUAUGGGCCACAGCAAGGACUUUACGCGGCGGACAUGAGGUUCAAUCCAUAUGGACAAAUGCAGCCGCAAAUGAUGCAAGUGCACCCCCAGAUGCAGAUGCAAAUGCAGCCACAGAUGCAAAUGCAGCCGCAGAUGCAAAUGCAGAUGCAGCCCCAGUUGCAGAUGCAGCCUCAGAUGCAGAUGCAGAUGCAGCCUCACAUGCAGAUGCAGCCCCAGAUGCAGAUGCAGCAGCCUGAGAUGCAGCUGCAGCAGCAAAUGCAGAUGCAGCCCCAGAUGCAGAUGCAGCCCCAGAUGCAGAUGCAGCCUCAAAUGCAGAUGCAGCCCCAGAUGCAGAUGCAGCCUCAAAUGCAGAUGCAGCCUCAGAUGCAGAUGCAGAACCAGAUGCAGAUGCAGCCCCAGAUGCAGAUGCAGCCUCAGAUGCAGAUGCAGCCUCAGAUGCAGAUGCAGCCCCAGAUGCAGAUGCAGCCACAGAUGCAGAUGCAGUCUCAGAUGCAAAUGCAGCCGCAACUGCAGCAAAUGGGCCAGCCCCAAUUCCAGCAGCAAUUGGACCAGCAGCAGUAUUGUCAGCAACAAGUGCCGCUUCAGCAAUGCGAUCCACAGUUGCAGUGGCAGCAACACCAGACUCAGCAAAUGUCCCAACAACUCACUCAUCCGCAACAACAAAUUCAAGAACCACAGCAACAAUUCCAAGCUCAAAGCCCCCAAAGCCAAGCGACACAAGAACCUCAAGCCCAACACGCUCAACCGCCACAACCCACGCAGGACUUUCUGCAGCAACAGCAACCUUCAACAAGUACUGCACCUCCGAUAUUGCAGCAGAGUCAGGAUAUGCACAGCGCCAUGGCGCAGCAUUCUCAAUCAGGCACCCAGAUGCAAGAGCACCAGCCGCUCAAUGAGCAGCUAGAGCAACGCGGACUGCAAGAGGCGCAAAAGGUAGAGAUGCUGAGCUCGCCGCAGGAGCAGCUGCAACAGCAGUCGCAGCAGCAAGCAAACCAGCCACAUGUGCCAGAGAGGCAAGUGCAAGAUCACGGUGAAAAUGGCAUAGACAGAACGGCAGCGGAACCGCUACAGGCGGUGCUUUCUGCGCCCGACCUGCCCAAGAUGCCACACCAAGAUCCAGCCACGCCAGUUCAGGCGAACUAAAGCAGCUAGGCGUCAGCUUGAAGAUCAAGUGAAUAUGUGCCUUUGACCAGUCUCCGAAGCAGCAUGCUAAUUUGAUCAAUAGCUUGGGG